CCACCACCCUUCAGUCCCAUCGAUCGCCUACUGAUCAGUGAUCACAGGCCUUGCGUAGAAAAUAUACACAGAGAAAGAAAACAAGCACACUCCAUAGUCCAUACUGCACAGAUGGAGGAGCCACAAAUGCAAUCCACAAAAGAACUUCUCACCCAGGUUGCCGGGCCGGUGGCAUCCGCGGCGCUGGCCGUUCUGCUGGUGGCGCUUAGCACGUACGGCCGCCGGUGCCGCCACCCGGUGCUGCGCCUAAUCCUUUGGGGCGCCUCCACCGCCUUCAUCCCCCUCACCUCCACCGUCAUCUCCUCCUUGCUGUCGAGGAGGGAUGCGCUAAAAGACAGUCUGUGCAAAACCAAAGAGCAGUGCCCGGAAGUGGCCUCCGGCAAGGGGAGCCCGGAGGUCCAGACCAUGUGGACGCUCAUCCUGUGGACGCUCCUCAUCCUCAUCAUCAAGGGCAACGCCGACACCGCCGCGGCCACCUCCGCCGCGACCUCCGUAUCCCCUUCUUCCAGCGACACCGGCGUCGACGGCCAGAAUGUCCGGACCCCCGUGGAGCUCGUCGUCACGUACGUAAUCCUGGGUGGCCUUAUCGUCCUCUGCUUUCCGGAAGCCGGUUGGCUGGGCGUUACAGGAAAAGGCAUCUUCCUCGUGCUCUGCGUGCUCGGCUUUGCCAAGUUCGUGCUCAAGGUGGCCGUCUUCUUUAUGGCGAGAGGCUCGUACGCGGUCGGCAAGAACGCCCGGCUCGUCUCCGGUUACAUGGCCCAGCUCGUCGAAGACGGCGCUGAGGAAGGCUACGGGCAUGUGCCUCCUUACCUCGUCACGGGGGAGAGCAAGGAACACGUGGAGGAAAAACCUCACGGGUUUCGCGUCAAGGGCGAAGCUCUGAAGGACAAGCUCAGCUCCCUCGUGACGCUCAGCCGCGUGUGGCAGCUGUCGGAUCACGGCGGCGGACUCCUCGCCAAGCGGCGGGAGCUGAGGGACCUCUGCCUCUCCUUCGCCCUGUUCAAGAAUCUCCGGCGGCGGCUCUCGGGUUACCCCCUGGCCGAGGAAGGGUCAAGCAACGCGCUCGACUUCGUGCUCAGAGGCAUGGACUCAUCAUCUGCCGUUGCCGCCGACGGCAGCAAAGGAAAUGCCGCGGAUGCCGACCGGGUGUUCAGAGUCCUCGUGGACGAGCUCUGGUUUGCAAGUGACUUCUACUAUUCCCCGCUCCCGUUGUGCUCGUUCCGCGGGUGGUGCGCCGUCCUCAACUACAUCCUCUCCGUCCUGGUCGUCGCCGUAGCUAUCGGCGUAGGAUGGGUUUUUACAGUCCACAGAGUGAUCGUUUUCACCGAAGCUCCCGAAGUUCCGGGCAAGCCGAAUCUCCCGGUGCCGACACCGGCGCAACAGGCUUACUUUGUUAUCACGUGGUUCCUGCUGCUUGCCACCGUGCUGACCGAGACCUGGGAGAUCAUCGUCGGCCUGUGCUCCAACUGGACGAAGAUGGCCUUGCUGGGCGACUACAUCACACGCGAAUACUCCCCCAGCGGCCAGAAGGCGCUGGAGGCGGUGCUGCGGUUCAGGCCGGCGAGCCGCUGGAGCGACAAGAUCGGGCAGAACUCGGUGCUGGAGCCACGCCGGUUCGGGAGGCGGUCGGGGCUCUUCUCGGAGAAGUUCUACGGGCGCGCGGGGCUCAUGAGGUCGGUCCAGAUCUCGGCAGCCGCGAAGGACGCCGUGCUGAGGUCCGUGAAGAGCAGCUACGGCGGGAUGAACAAAGGGAUCAGCACCGGGGCGCGGCGGGUCGGGCUCGGCGGCAAGGUCGAUUGGGCCUGGCCCAGGCCCAGCAAUUCCUUGGCCGAGAAAGGCUCCUCUGCGCUCGGAAGCAGCAGCACGACGGAGCAUAUCCUGGCUUGCCACAUCGGCACGAGGCUGUUCGAGAUGAGGUACUCGCACGUCGCGGGGGCGGCCGCGGCGGCGGACAUGGCCGCCGCCAGCCAGCUGUCGUUCUACUGCGCGUACCUGGUGGCGGCGGAGCCGGGCUUGCUGCCGGACAACACGGCGUGGACGGAGAAACGGUACGAGGAGGUGGCGGAGGGCGUGAAGGCGGCGCUUGGGAAGGACGACGGUGGCCCCACCAGCGAGUCGACGGCGCAGAGGUACGGUCGGUAUUUGAAGGAGCUCAAGAGGUCCCGCGACGAGGUGUUGUGGCGUGGAGCAGAUCUCGGGAAGUCCCUGGUGGAGGCGUAUGAGGAGGACGAGGCGGCGGCGUGGCGGUUCCUGGCGGACUUCUGGUCGGAGAUGGUGGUGUUCGUCGCGCCGUCGGAGAACGUCAAGGGCCACGUCGAGGCCUUGGGUCGCGGAGGGGAGUUCCUCACGCUCGUCUGGGCGCUGCUGCUGCACGCCGGCGUCACGGAUCGGCCCCAGGCACCUCACAGUAUCCCGUAAUCUGGGAAUGUAAUUUUCUUUCCGUUCCAUGCCCAUCUCUUAGUUGGGAAGCAUUUUCUUUUUUUUCCUCCAUUUCUUCUCGUAAUUAUAAGCAAGUACUUUAGUAUCCGAAUUCUCUUAAUUGAAGAUGUAACUAUCAUUACUAAGAAAUAAAGAGGUGCUUUGCUGUAAAAAAACUUUUUGAAA
Molecule: messenger RNA, 2604 nt
Organism: Brachypodium distachyon (stiff brome)
Lineage: Eukaryota; Viridiplantae; Streptophyta; Magnoliopsida; Poales; Poaceae
Exons: 2
Coding region: 112-2418 (768 amino acids)
Source: RefSeq, a predicted model, not a curated record